AUGACCCGAUUAACUCGUUCUUCCACCGCUGUUGCUCCUUCAGAUCACUCAGCAAUUGUGACUUUACAUUACUCUCCUCAAAAAUACCACCAACGCUUCCCAUCCAGUUUGCCUACUAAAAGGAGAAAACUAUCAUCGUCUACAAACCAACAAAAGUCAAUGGUAUCAAGUGGCCCGGUGGUCAAUAAGACCCCUUACAAAUUGCCUCACAAAUCUCAAAUGACGGCACCUUCGAUCGAGCUUGUUGAUUCGCUUCGAUCAUUCAAGUUCCGCACCAAUAAUUCAUCAGAGUUUUCCCAAUCCCAACGAGAUUGGGAAAACAUGUCGGAAAAAGUGGUUUGCGCAUUAAAGUGGUACAAGACGUUGCUGAAGUAUGCAGAAAUAAAGAAACUCCAACUUGAGCAACAACAACAACAACAACAACAACAACAACAACAACAAAAAGAAGAAGAAGCAAAAAUCAAGCCUGAGACAUCACAAAUAAUCCCAUCGACGACAAUAAAAUCAACCGAUUUGCAAAAUCACUCGACCGACCAAUCACAAGCCAAUAGCCAUCACACGCCAAUAUCAUCAGAUAAACCCCUGGUAUCCUCCAAUUUUUCUACCACACACUCUUCAGUUGUCGCAAAUAGAACUUCCACUGCUUCGUCAGUUGAAGAUGACCAAUACCCUAUACCUUCCAGUCCCACCAGCAGCAAUACACAUUCGCCUAGUACAUUAACCCCAUCCCCCACCCCCAGCCCCCAUUAUUCCAAUGAGACCACCAGAACCACCAGCAGGCCCACCGCCACGAGAAAUCAAGUAAAUUACGAACUUACCGAGGUGAAUGAUUUCAGCGCCACCGACCAUAAUAUCCUGACAAGAUCUUCCAAUCGAGCGCCCCAGCCGAUGGGAAAUAUCAAUCAACCCAAUGGUCUCCCCGCUUUUGAAACUCGGUCGACGGUCGAAGUGGGUACUGAUCAUUGA
Molecule: messenger RNA, 966 nt
Organism: Saccharomycopsis crataegensis
Lineage: Eukaryota; Fungi; Ascomycota; Saccharomycetes; Ascoideales; Saccharomycopsidaceae
Exons: 1
Coding region: 1-966 (321 amino acids)
Source: RefSeq, a predicted model, not a curated record